AGUGGAUGGAGAUGGGACUGAAAAACACCACACACAGCAUGAGAAACCCCACUGGGAUGUUACUCUGUAUGUAAUGCAUGCAUCAGGCCACUAGAGAGCAGUACACAGUUGAAUAGCAACUGUUCAAACACUGACUUACAGGACUGAAAGAAGUGUUAUGGGAAGUCGUUAAUUUUUAAGCACUACACACACAUAUGACUGAAGCUGUUGAUCCACUGAUUUAACAGCUACAUGCAGUAGCAUCCAUCCACUCUCUUCUGUUUAUCCAAUUCAGGGGCUGGAGCCUAUCCCAGCUGUAAGAGGGCAAGACGCAGGGUACACCUUAGACAUGUGGUCAAAAGUGAUUUUGUGUUUAUUAUGUAUGUCUUUACUUACAUCGGUAAAUAGGCCACUUAAUAAUGUUGUUUGUGGCUGAAGAUGACCUGAUAUCAUUCAUGUAUAUCACAUAUUAUAGACCAACAAGUCAUUUACAGCAGUUUAAAUACGGACAUUCACUUUUUGGCAAACACCGGUGUUUCAGGUUAACUGGUUAUACUUGUUGAAAUAUUCCACUCUGCCUGUUCCAGAUGUUGCAUCUGCAGAUUUGUUCACUGAAUGGUGGUCUCUGUUGGCCAGUGUGCUGUUUAGUCAAGCUGUUUGCUCCCGACUGAGCUGUGACUAUCACCAGUUUACAUGGGUGUGUUUCCUGAAUCAGUUGACGGAGCGAACAUACGGAAGUAAACUCAAAAUCUGUCGAGCUCAUCUGUGGCGUAGCGGAGAAACUGUCGACUGGUGCUUUAUUUUACAGAAAUACAGAGAGAGAGAACUAAUUUGCUUAAGUAGACAUGGAGAGCGACUCUGAAACACACAGUGGUGGAGAUACUACUCCAGAUGACUGGAUGGAUUUGGCUGAUGACAGUCCUGCUGCAAGUCCCGCUGCCAGUCCUGCUGUCAGUCCAGCCAACAGUCCAGAUGCCAGUCCUGCUGACAGUCCCGCUGCUACACAGAAACCCUCAGAAAAAGAGGAUUUUAAACUGUCCCUGAUCACCUGGAAUGUGGAUGGGCUUGAUUUGGAAAAACAUCCAGAGCGUUCCAUAGGCCUGGUUAAAUAUUUAAACUUGUACAACCCUGAUGUGGUGUUCCUGCAGGAGCUCGUUCCCCCUUAUGUCCAGUUUUUGAAGGAACAGCUCGUCAACUACCUGAUGAUUGAAGGUGCUGAGGAAGGUUACUUCACAGGGAUGUUGCUGAAAAAGUCACGAGUCACAUUGGUGGAGAGUGAGAUAGUACCUUAUCGCACCACUAAGAUGAUGAGGAACCUGCUUGUCGCUCAGGUGAUCGUUGACGGCCAGAAGCUGUGCCUGAUGACAUCCCACCUUGAGAGCGGUAAGGCAAAUUCGAAAGAGCGUAUGAAUCAGCUGCAUGUGGUGAAGUGGAGGUUUAAACGUGCACCUGAUGACGUCACCGUCGUGUUUGGGGGAGACACAAACCUGAGGGAUGCGGAGGUACCCAAGGUGGGCCUGCCUGCAACUGUCUGUGAUGUGUGGGAGCAACUGGGCAAGCAGGAGCACUGCCGCUACACAUGGGACACCACUAUUAACACCAACAAGAAAGCUUCCUUUCCUGUUCGCUUCCGCUUUGACAGAAUCUACCUCCGCCCAGCUGUCAGACGUGGAGUCCCUUGUCUGGCCCCUGAUCACAUGGCCUUGGUGGGGCUGGAGAAGCUGGACUGUGGCCGCUACACUAGUGAUCACUGGGGAAUCUACUGCACCUUCUCAGCUGAAUAGAACUACACAAAACAACCAGAAACAUGACAGUUAAGCAUUUUAUUUUAGAUCAGCCGCUCUUUAAAUCACAGUAACGCUAUGCAGGAAGAUGUUCCUCACCUUAAUUUAAUCAGUUUUAUCCUCUAAUGUGUGUCUGCUUAAGUGUUUUAUGUGGUUGAAAUGACAAAUUAAAAUAUGAAAAGCACCAAUAAAUUAUAUUGAUAUGCCCUUACAUUGAUGGAUGAAAAGUCCAUUAGCAGAAGUCUGACAGCUCCUCAGCUUUUAACCUUGUUACAUGAUCUUCCUCAGUGGAUGGAGUUGGGACUGAAAAACACCACACACAGCAUGAGAAACCCCACUGGGAUGUCACUCUGUAUGUAAUACAAGCAUCAGGCCACUAGAGAGCAGUACACAGGUGAAUAGCAACUGUUUAAACACUGACUUACAGGACUGAAAGUAGUGUUAUGAGAAGUCGUAAUGGUGAGUCCAACUUUUAACAGCUACACACGUAGCCUGAAGUUGUUGAUCCACUGUUUUAACAGCUACAUGCAGUACCAUCCAUCCACUCUCUUCUGUUUAUCCAAUUCAAGGGCUGGAGCCUAUCCCAGCUAUUAUAGGGCAAGAGGUAGGGUACACCUUAGACGUGGUAAAAAGUGAUUUUGCCACAUGUGUUUGUGUUUUGUGUGACAUUAAAGGAAAUAAAAUUUGGCAUGUUUUAUUAAGGAUGGAAAGCCCCCACCCCUGGUUAAUAUUUCUAUUUGUUGUAAUAAAGUUUGUAAUUAAUAAAUGUAGUUAUUUCAAACUCAAA
Messenger RNA from Oreochromis aureus, 2550 nucleotides. RefSeq names its product tyrosyl-DNA phosphodiesterase 2-like. The transcript has 7 exons. The coding region runs from base 825 to 1763 and encodes 312 amino acids. Gene Ontology annotation, molecular function: 5'-tyrosyl-DNA phosphodiesterase activity; single-stranded DNA binding. Gene Ontology annotation, cellular component: PML body; cytoplasm. NCBI's taxonomy places the organism in Eukaryota, Metazoa, Chordata, Actinopteri, Cichliformes, Cichlidae. The record is from RefSeq and is a predicted model, not a curated record. Gene Ontology annotation, biological process: double-strand break repair.